AUGAAGCCGCUGUUGCUUCUCCUGCUGGCCGUCUUGGCCACCUUCGCCCUGGCGGAGGUGUAUCAGCACAAGCUGAUCAAGAUCGAGUCCCGAAGGCGGCGCAUGAUGAGGGCUGGUACCUGGCGAGCGCAUCUGCAGAAGCGGGCGGUGAUGCGUGCCCUGCGACCGCAUCGUCGUGAUGGGUACCCGCAGAAGGUGUACGAUUGGGAUGAUGAGGAAUAUCUCGGAAAUAUCACCAUCGGAACGCCCGAGCAGCCCUUCAGGGUAAUCCUCGACACUGGCUCCUCGAACCUGUGGGUUCCGGAUUCAUCUUGCGAUGGCCCGGUCAACUGCCAACAUUGCAAGGAUAUGGGCAUCUUCUGCAAUCUGAUCUGCGACGAUCCGAGCUGCUGCACCAAUUCUCCGGUUGCCGCCGGCAAGGUGCCGCCAAAGAUCCGUGGGGCGUGCGAUGGAAAGAACAAGUUCGACGAGUCCAAAUCGACCACUUACAAGAAAGACGGCUGGCCAUGGGAGAUCGAGUACGGCACCGGAUCGGCUGACGGAUUCCAGGGAAUCGACACUGUUCGUUUCGGUGAACCGGGCACCAAGCAGCUCGUCGUCCCCUCCACCACCUUCGGCCAGGCCGAGGAGAUCGCCGACUUCUUUGCCGACGAUCCGAUCGACGGUAUUCUCGGCCUCGCCUUCACCGCCAUCUCCGUCAACGACGUUACGCCCCCACUGGUCAACGCCAUCAACCUCGGCGUGCUCACCAACCCGAUUUUCACGGUUUUCCUCAUGCACCAGUUUGAUGGAGAGGGAGUUUACGGUGGUGUGUUCACGUACGGCGACUUGGAUAAGACAAACUGCGGUGAUCUGAUCGCUUAUCAGACCCUCUCCUCUGCCACCUACUGGGAAUACAAGCUGGACCACGUGUCGGCUGGUGGAUUUGACACCAAACUCGGACUCUACGCCAUUUCCGACACCGGCACCUCGUUCAUCGGAGGACCCCAAUACGACACCGACAAGAUUGCCGCCGGCUACGGAGCCACCUGGAAUGACGAGGAUCAGGUCUACGAGAUUGACUGCAAGGCAAACCUCGGCCCGUUCGCCGUCACCAUCGGCGGAAUCGUCUACAACAUUCAAAAGAAUAACAUGAUCGUGCCGUCGGAUCAACCCGGUAACUGCUGGCUGGCCCUGUUCCCAUUCGACUCGCUGUUCAUCCCGCCGCAAUGGAUCCUCGGAGACCCCUUCAUCAGACAGUACUGCCACACAUUCGACUAUGGCCGUCAGCGCAUUGGCUUCUCCCCCAGUCUUCAGAAG
Messenger RNA from Mesorhabditis spiculigera, 1299 nucleotides. Lineage: Eukaryota; Metazoa; Nematoda; Chromadorea; Rhabditida; Rhabditidae. The record is from the annotation of a GenBank genome assembly.